Messenger RNA from Bufo gargarizans (Asiatic toad), 3776 nucleotides. Its product is annotated as histone-lysine N-methyltransferase PRDM9-like. The transcript has 10 exons. Gene Ontology annotation, molecular function: RNA polymerase II cis-regulatory region sequence-specific DNA binding; DNA-binding transcription factor activity. Gene Ontology annotation, biological process: regulation of transcription by RNA polymerase II. The coding region runs from base 76 to 1449 and encodes 457 amino acids. The record is from RefSeq and is a predicted model, not a curated record. NCBI's taxonomy places the organism in Eukaryota, Metazoa, Chordata, Amphibia, Anura, Bufonidae.
AGGAGAUCCUAAUGUGAUCCAGCGCUGCCGAUCCACCCUGCUGCUCCAGGAUUCUGCCGCCAUCGACCAGUGAACAUGGAGAUGCCCCUCAUGGAUCACGUCCGCCACUCACUCAUGAUUGACAGGAACAAAGACGUGAUUAUAGACAAGCUCCUGAAUCUGACGCUGGAGAUUAUCUGCCUGCUGACCGGAGAGGAUUAUGUCGUUGUGAGGAAAUCCGGGGACCAAUGUGCGUCGGAGAAGAGGGGGCGUCGUGUGUCAGACAAGUGCAGCGAGGCCCAGAGUCUAGUCACAGGUGGUUCUCUUCCAACUCCAGUGACAGAGGAGAAUCCUGCCCGGAGGAUCCAGGGACGGGCCAAGAAUCAUCACUCAGACACUAAAGAGUUGCCCAUAAAGUCUGAGGAUGCCGACGUCUCCGCUUGGGACUAUGCAGCGGAGCAGAAGGACGUUGUGGUGGUCAGUGGUCCGGAGUGGCGCUCCGCAGCCGGAAAUUCUGCCCCAAUUCCAGUGAGAAUUUUGGAGCCGAGUGUUGCUGGUCAUCAGGACCCUACAGACCCCAAAGCAAGUUACAUACCAGCUGCACAUAGCACCGAAAGUCCCCCCAGAAAAUGUCGGACCCCCCUGGGUUCUCAGGAGUGUAUCACGCAGGAGCACCAGGCUGAGCCGCCGGGGGAUGGGAUGCUUCAUCAGGAGUGUAAGGAGGAGGAAGACGCGGCCAUUCCUGGUGACGACGACUCAGGUGAAGAUGAUUCCACAGACCUCCAGGAGCGAUGCCGGAAUCCUGCCUCCUCCGAGGAUUUUAUAGAGGAAGAUAAUGAGAUGAUCUCACAGGAGUAUCCGUCCGAUGUCUAUGAUGGGUUAAUUCACCGGCCGUGUAAAGAGGAGGCAGGGCCUGAUUACAUAAACUCAGGUCCGGCCGGCUCCUCGCUCACCGCGGUGCUGAUUGGUCACUACUCACAGACCGAAGACCGAUUCCCCGAUCCCUCAGACCCGGCUGUCUGUCAGAAACCCCCCAGCGCUCCUCCUCUGCUCUUCUGCUCCAUCUGCGGCGUUCACUUCAGCUCAGAGACGGCAUUUGCCGCUCACCAGCGACUCCACGCGGAGGAGAAAUCCUACGACUGCGCCUACUGCGGUAAAUCCUUUAACCAGCGCUCGCGUCUCCUGUCGCACAAGAGGAAGCACACGGGGGAGAAGCCGUUCUCGUGUCCGGUGUGCGGGAGAUGUUUUGCAGAAAGAUCCGCGCUCGUUACCCAUCAGCGGAUCCACUCCGGAGAGAAACCCUUUAACUGUAAAGAAUGCGCCAGGAGCUUCGUCCAGAGAUCCAGCCUCGUCAAGCACCAGCGCAUUCACACCGGCGAGCGGCCGUUUGUGUGUUCUCAGUGCGGGCGCUGCUUCUCCCAGAGCUCCAAUCUUGUCCGACACCAAAGAAUACUCCACCAGUUUUUAUAGACGCCCCCAUCCCCCUUAUCUGACUGUUAUUUAUAAUGCUCUGCUCUAAAUCGGAGGAACGAUUUUUUAAGGGUGGCUAAAGAUGAGAACGCAACUGGUUAAAGGGGUUAUCCAAGAUCUAUAAUGCCCCCUAAAUGCCCGGGCCCCUCACACAGAUUGUACUUACCCUGAUGCCCGCACGGCCGCCGCUGCAUCUCCCCGUUGCGCCUUUAAUAAAACAUACGUGGGGACAGGACAUUAGCCAAUAGCCGGCUGUGACGGAAGCGUCAUCCGCGAUUCUAGGGAGGCUUGUUCCCAUCGCGGCCUGCUAUUGGCUAACCACCCCCCAUCGCGCGGAUCAAACAUCCGGCAGCAGUGGCCGUGCGGGCGUCAGAAGUGGCGCUGUUGCCAGGGAGUGGGGUAAGUACAAUCUGUGUGAGGGGCCCGGGCAUUUGGGGGGCAUUAUAGGGAGGGUCAGGCCGUUUCCAUCACUUACAGUUCCUCUGUGGAUUUUAAAGGGAUUUUCCAGGAGUAGAACAGUGAUAGCCUAUCCUGAGGAUAGCUCAUCGGUAACUGAUCGGUGGGGGUACAACUACUGGAGUUAGACCCCCACGGAUCAGACUCUGAUGACCUAUCCUGAGGAUGCAACUAAAGGUGGUAUGCAAGCUACACUGCGUGACCAAAAGUAUGUGCACCCCUGAACAGCAUCCCAUUGUGUUCCAAAUUCACGGUCUCAUCUGAGCCAUUGGUGGCAUUAAUCUGAGCUCUGGGACCCCCACCUAUCUCCGAAGCGGAAAGCCUGAAGCGAGCGGAGACAGCAACCAUCCAGUAGCCGAGCGAGCUCACCGAUAUCCGAAACCCCAGAAGUGAAAGUAGAGCACGGGGGCCUGUUCUGGAGAUAGACACGGGUGGGAGCCACACCUAUCUGACAUUGGUGGCAUAUCCUAGCGACCUCUCACCAAUGUCUCCGCUGGGACAAGCCCUUUAAUAAGGAAAUAGUUUCCCGUAGAUAUUUUAACACAAUCGGCCGGAUUUUCGAGCGUUCAGCCAGAAGUGCGUCACUCCAGUUGGGUGUUGAUGGGGUUGGAACUCCGUUACAGGGGGUUGCCUGGCCUAGGAGCAGACGAUGCCAACGGUCAGAAUCUGUGCCCAAUUUAAACAAACCCACUCACCGGUCUGCGGUUCUGUUCUUAUCCUCCAGGUUUCAGUCUCCGCUGGUGCUGUGACUGCAGAACCCAGUCACUGGCCUCAGCGGUACACGUCCGGGACGUGCUUGUGAUCAUUGCUUGGUCGCACCAGUCACGAGCCGUUUUUGGUCUGGCAGAGAACAGAAGAGGCUGGGAAAGGGGGCAGCGGUGCGGCACAGGGGAGCGGGCUUUUCUGUAUUGGGGCCACUAGCAACUAUGACGGACAAGCCCUUUAAGGCUAGGGCUACACGACGACGUGUCGCGCAACCAUUUUUAUAAUGAUAGUCUAUGCUGGGACUUUCUAAAAACAGCUGAUCGGCGGGGGUCUCGGACCCCCACCAAUCACAUACGGAUGACCUAUCAUGACGAUGGGUCAUCAAUAUUAAAAUCUCGGACAAUCCCUUUAACUUGACAACAAGUGACCCACCUCCAUAGAACCAUCUUCCUUUUCCAGCUGCCACAUGGAAUUGAGUAUGAGGAGACCCCGACCCAUGGGCCUCUGUCGUACCCGAGAACCCUAUGGAUUUCAGCACUGGUUGGUCCUCUUCUGGACAUCUAAACCUGCCAGUAACUGCUCUUACUGGUGACCAGUUGGCAUGUGCAGGGCAGGAACGUGAUGAACCGAGAGGUGGUUGGCCUCUUCACCAUGAGACCUGGUCUACUACUGGACUCUGCACAAUGGAGGUUUCAGAACCUCGUGGUAGGAGGGGGGCACAUACUUUUGGCUACAAGAAGCUUUAGGGCACCAGUAGAAGGCGAUACACCCUAAGGGAACAUCUGGCAUCCUGGAAACACAGCAUCAUAAGGAUCUGACCCUCAGACCCCCGGUUGGGCUGGGAUUGGCUGCAUUGUGGGUGUCUGAACGAGGCCUAUGGGUUUGCCCGUUAAAUGGCUGCCAUGUCUCGGUGGGGGCACUGGAUGGUCGUGGAAUAAUAGGCUGCAUUUUUAUGAAGAUCGAUAUCACCCCCAAAAUUGCUGCCUCUGCCUGUACGUAGUGUGUACAGAACCUGAUACAUGUUUUUAUAUCACCUGCUGCAGCUCUGGAUGCGACUGGAGUAUAGGCCACAAAUAAAGCUAAUUAUUGCCAGCAUUAUGUAUAUGGGUUUAAGGAGCUGCGUACCCAGUAAACUCGGACACUUCACACCUACAUCUUUGCCUUAA